GGAGUGAACUUUGUUCCAGUAGCGAACGGAGCGGACUCUGUCAGGCACACUUCUUCAGGAAACACGGACAUGGACUGACGUCUGACAGGUCUGCACUGCAGUUGAGUUGCAGUUUUGCACUCACACACAGACACAAAUACGCACGCACAUACUACAUACAGUACACAGAGACAGGUAGAAAUGGAGGACUUCUGGGCCUUCUCCCUCUGGGCUGUGAGGAUCUGGUUGUACCUGGUCAUCAGUCUCAUCAUGAUCCCGGCCAUGUUUGGCUUCUCCCUGGGCAUCUCUGAGACCUACAUGACCAUCCUGGUCAAGACACUGGAGUGGGCCACUCUGAAGAUACAAAGAGCGAAGACAGAAGAACGGACACUGAACAUGUCUGCUUCAAACAGCCUCAUUCUCAGGGAAAACGGUUCCAUGGAGAAAGAGUUGGAGGAACUCAGACGCAGUCGCCCCAAGUCGUCAGUAGGCGGCGAUUUUACAUUUAGUGACUGUUUCUAUUUUACCCGAAGAGGGAUUGAAAGCAUCGUUGAGGAUGAGGUCACCCAGCGGUUCACGUCUGAGGAGCUGGUGUCCUGGAACUUGCUGACGCGAACAAACAAUCACUUUCAGUACAUCAGCCUGAAGUUGACACUGGUUUACUGCCUCGGCAUCUUCAUCAGAUACUGCAUUCUCACCCCUCUCAGGUUAACUCUGGCCUGUAUUGGCUUGAGCUGGUUAGUUAUUGGAACAACAGCAGUUGGAUUCCUCCCCCACUCAAGUGCUAAGUCUUGGCUGAGUGAAUGGGUUCAUGUCAUUUGCUACAGAAUCUGUGCUCGAGGACUUUCAGCCACCAUCCACUAUCACAACAGGGAAAACAUACCCAAAAAGGGAGGAAUCUGUGUGGCUAAUCACACGUCUCCCAUUGACAUCGUGAUUCUCUGCAACGACGCCUGUUAUGCAAUGGUGGGUCAGGUCCACGGAGGCUUGAUGGGACUGCUGCAGAGAGCCAUGGUCAGGUCCUGUCCUCAUGUCUGGUUUGAGAGAGCAGAGAUGAAAGAUCGCCACCUAGUGACCAAAAGGUUGAAGGAUCAUGUGAAUGACAAGACAAAGCUUCCCAUAUUAAUAUUUCCAGAGGGGACAUGUGUCAACAACACGUCUGUCAUGAUGUUCAAAAAGGGGAGUUUUGAAAUUGGUGCGACAAUAUAUCCAGUAGCCAUCAAGUACGAUCCAAAGUUUGGAGAUGCUUUCUGGAACAGUUCCAAGUACAGCAUGGUCAGUUACCUGCUGCGGAUGAUGACCAGCUGGGCCCUGGUCUGUAAUGUCUGGUAUCUACCAGCCAUGCAUCAGCAGGAAGGAGAAGACGCUGUUCAAUUUGCCAACAGAGUCAAGUCGGCCAUCGCUCACCAGGGAGGACUAGUGGAUCUACAGUGGGAUGGAGGCCUGAAGAGGGCCAAAGUGAAGGAGACGUUUAAGGAACAGCAGCAAAAGAAAUACAGCAGCAUGGUAGUUGGAGACGACAGUAACAGUGACUGAAGACCCUCCUCCACCGCCAUCAGCCCAGACAAACCUCAGCCCUCUCUGGACACAGGACGGAGCACAGCACUGUCCAGUAAACCCAGUGUACAAUAUGAAAACCUUGGUUCAGAUAGAUGUACAGAAAGGUUUAAUCUUAACCUAUAAGGGCAUUGUUGUAUUUUACUAAGGAUUUAGGUGUGUUUAACCACAAAGAAGAAAAAAGCCUGUGAUCGCAGACACGACACUGGAGACAUGACCAUUUUAAUGUUCAAAGUUGGAUAAUUUAUGCAGCUAUUUUUUAUAAUAAUAUUUUAAAUUGGAAUAUAACACACGGUGCAAACAUCACAUAUUACACAAAAUGUUUUAAAUACAUUUUUUUAAUCAUACUAUGUGACACUAAAAUGUUAAACACUGGUUUACACUUACUUUGAAUGCAAACAAAUGUACAGAUGUAUUUGUAGUUUCGUGUGGAUGCAGACAGAUGGGUAAUUUAUUCAGGUGAUGAUAACGUCUGCACUGGUUUUUGUGCAAAGGGACUGUGACACUCAAAGGUAUUUAGGGCAUUGAUCACUUGGUUAAGACUUAAGGUUUACUUUGUGGACUGUACCAUAAUUGUGAUGCACUGAUUUUGAUUGACAAUAAAAGAAAAAGCUGGAUUUUAUCCUAACAUAGCAUAGCAUUCUUUCUCCUGUCAGCACCAUCCUUUCAACUCAUUCAGUUGUUAUUGUUAUUGUAUUGCAGCUAUAAACUUCACACAUGUUGAA
Messenger RNA from Cynoglossus semilaevis (tongue sole), 2261 nucleotides. RefSeq names its product 1-acylglycerol-3-phosphate O-acyltransferase 9, like (gene agpat9l). The transcript is spliced from 14 exons. The record is from RefSeq and is a predicted model, not a curated record. Gene Ontology annotation, molecular function: glycerol-3-phosphate O-acyltransferase activity. Gene Ontology annotation, biological process: triglyceride biosynthetic process. The coding region runs from base 181 to 1515 and encodes 444 amino acids. Gene Ontology annotation, cellular component: endoplasmic reticulum. NCBI's taxonomy places the organism in Eukaryota, Metazoa, Chordata, Actinopteri, Pleuronectiformes, Cynoglossidae.